CGCAAAGCCUUGGGGCUAAUGGCGAAGCAUUAUAUAAGCGGCUGUGAGGUGAGCUUGAGACUACGAGUGAGGCUUGCCAUCCAGCAGCUGGUAGACAUCAUCUCAUACAAGAUCUAAGAUGAAGGCUGUCGUCGUCGUUGCUCUGUGUGUCCUCGUGGCUGUCAGUGAAGCUGGUUUUAUUUCCCCAGGCUACGGCUUUGGUGGAUACGGCUACGGCAUUGGUGGCAUUGGUGGCUUUGGAGGUCUUGGUGGUCUGGGUGGUCUGGGCGGCUUUGGCGGUCUGUACGGUGUCAAAGGAAUUGGCAUCGGAGGCUUAGGUGGCAUCGGCCUCGGCGGCAUUGGCAUCGGUGGCAUCGGCCUUGGCGGCAUUGGCGGCAUCGGUGGCAUCGGCCUUGGCGGCCUUGGCGGCAUCGGUGGCCUCGGCCUCGGUGGUAUCGGAGGAGGUUUCUACAGAGGAUUCCCGUACUACAAGAAAUACGUCUACUAAGAAAUGAAGACUUGAAGUCGCUGACGUGCAGUAGAGGAGUUUACCAAUUUGAAAUCAUAACAACAGCAAAUUCGAGGCUAUGUACACAGCCUUAAAGCAAUAAAUAUUUGAAGCAACGAUUGAACGUGUCAUA
This is a messenger RNA of Pomacea canaliculata, 620 nucleotides long. RefSeq names its product acanthoscurrin-1-like. NCBI's taxonomy places the organism in Eukaryota, Metazoa, Mollusca, Gastropoda, Architaenioglossa, Ampullariidae. The transcript is spliced from 3 exons. The record is from RefSeq and is a predicted model, not a curated record. Bases 119 to 487 code for a protein of 122 amino acids.